AGCAAGACUCCAUCUCAAAAAGAAAAGAAAAGAAAGUGAAGGACCUUUUGUGUCCUAGACCCUUUUUUGAAAGGGGGUUUAUCCAGGAAUUAAUAGAAUUCCUAAACUGGAUUCAUAGAACUAAGUAGCCUUACUCUGCAUUGUCUGCAGGGCAAAGUUGUACCCAUGUUUCUUUCAGGAUGUGCACUUGGUACCUAAAGGGCUAGUGUGACAUACCCCACACCUAACAGUAUGCAUGUCAUUUCAUAUCAUUUCGAUUUCAGUGCAAUUUCUGAUGGCUGCUAUGUGUCUGACACUGUGCCAUGAGCUGUAGGAGAAACAAGUGAACAGGGGACAAUCUCGGCCUUUAGGAACACAGGGGAGCACUCAAGGCCAAAUAAAAUCAGUGCCCUCCUGGAGCUUCUCGCAGUGUGUUUGGGAGCAGAGGAUGGAGCACCAACUACUAGUUCUGCUCAGUAACACCCUCCAUUUGCAUAUAGCGCCUAACUGACUUCCAGAGUCUUUGUAGAAACCUUAACUCAUCUGGAGUUAUCAGGGAGCUGCAAAAGGGUGGGGACUAUUGAGCCAGGUUUUGAUGACCAAGAAGAAUUCCUAGGCCAAGGGAAGCAGUUUCAGAAACAACUCUCCAAGUUGCGUUUCCAAGGAAAGUCUUAACCAUUUGUCCCUUCUGGCGUACCCUCUUUCAUUGAAAUCCAUGCAGAAUAUACCAGAGAUGGGCAGUAGCGAACCCCUUCCCAUCGCAGAUGGUGACAGGAGGAGGAAGAAGAAGCGGAGGGCCCGGGCCACUGACUCCUUGCCAGGAAAGUUUGAAGAUAUGUACAAGCUGACCUCUGAAUUGCUUGGAGAGGGAGCCUAUGCCAAAGUUCAAGGUGCGGUGAGCCUUCAGAAUGGCAAAGAGUAUGCCGUCAAAAUCAUCGAAAAACAAGCAGGACACAGUCGGAGUAGGGUGUUUCGAGAGGUGGAGACGCUGUAUCAGUGUCAGGGAAACAAGAACAUUUUGGAGCUGAUUGAGUUCUUUGAAGAUGACACAAGGUUUUACUUGGUCUUUGAGAAAUUGCAAGGAGGUUCCAUCUUAGCCCACAUCCAGAAGCAAAAGCACUUCAAUGAGCGAGAAGCCAGCCGAGUGGUGCGGGACGUUGCUGCUGCCCUUGACUUCCUGCAUACCAAAGGCAUUGCUCAUCGUGAUCUGAAACCAGAAAAUAUAUUGUGUGAAUCUCCAGAAAAGGUGUCUCCAGUGAAAAUCUGUGACUUUGACUUGGGCAGUGGGGUGAAACUGAACAACUCCUGUACCCCCAUAACCACACCAGAGCUGACCACCCCAUGUGGCUCUGCAGAAUACAUGGCCCCUGAGGUAGUGGAGGUCUUCACGGACCAGGCCACAUUCUACGACAAGCGCUGCGACCUGUGGAGCCUGGGUGUGGUCCUCUACAUCAUGCUGAGUGGCUACCCACCCUUCGUGGGUCACUGCGGGGCCGACUGUGGCUGGGACCGGGGUGAGGUCUGCAGGGUGUGCCAGAACAAGCUGUUUGAAAGCAUCCAGGAAGGCAAGUAUGAGUUUCCUGACAAGGACUGGGCACACAUCUCCAGUGAGGCCAAAGACCUCAUCUCCAAGCUCCUGGUGCGAGAUGCGAAGCAGAGACUUAGCGCCGCCCAAGUUCUGCAGCACCCAUGGGUGCAGGGGCAAGCUCCAGAAAAGGGACUCCCCACGCCGCAAGUCCUCCAGAGGAACAGCAGCACAAUGGACCUGACGCUCUUCGCAGCUGAGGCCAUCGCCCUUAACCGCCAGCUAUCUCAGCACGAAGAGAACGAACUAGCAGAGGAGCCAGAGGCACUAGCCGAUGGCCUGUGCUCCAUGAAGCUUUCCCCUCCCUGCAAGUCACGCCUGGCCCGGAGACGGGCCCUGGCCCAGGCAGGCCGUGGUGAAGACAGGAGCCCGCCCACAGCACUCUGAAAUGCUCCAGUCACACCUUAUAGGCCCUAGGCCUGGCCAGGCAUUGUCCCCCUGGAAACCUAUGUGGCUAAAGUCUGCUGAGCAGGCGGCAGCCUCUGCUCUGUGGCUCCAUUCAGGCUUUUUCAUCUACGAAGGCCCUGAAGUUCCCAUCAACCCCCCAUUUCCCUAGGGUCCUGGAGGAAAAAGCUUUUUCCAAAGGGGUUGUCUUUGAAAAGGAAAGCAAUCACUCCUCACUUUGCAUAAUUGCCUGCAGCAGGAACAUCUCUUCUCUGGGCUCCACCUGCUCACCCGCCUGCAGAUCGGAGAUCCGGCCUGCUCUCACCGCUGUAGCGGCGGCGGCUGGGGCUGCAGCCUGCAGGGAGAAGAAAGAAGCAUCAGUUGACAGAGGCUGCCGACACGUGCCUCUUCCCUCUCUGCUCUGUCACCCUCCUCUGGCGGUCCUUCCACCUUCCUCUGUCCUCCGGAUGUCCUCUUUGCCUGUCUUUUCCCUUGGCUGAGCAAAGCCAUCCCCUCAAUUCAGGGAAGGGCAAGGAGCCUUCCUCAUUCAGGAAAUCAGAUCAGUCUUCCGGUCUGCAGCAUGGAGAAGCACAUAAUCUUUCUUUGCCGUGACCGAAAUGUGUCCCUCGUUUAUCAUCCCCUUUGUUUGUGAUUGCUGCUAAAGUCAGUAGUAUUUCGUUUUUGUUUUUUUUUUUUUUAAAGUUUGGUUUUUUUAACCAUGCUGUUCCAGCAAAGAUGAUACCUUAAGCUCCCACUGCAAGCCCAUGAACUUCCCAGAGAGUGGAACGGCUUGCUCUUCUUUCUGGAAUGUCCAUGCAUUUGGGUUUUAAUCAGCAGUUCCCUAUUAUUCUGAUUUUAAGCUGUUCCUAUGACAAACUUAGAGACAGCGUCAGUGUCUGCUUCUGUGUCCUCAGGUCUUGUGUGGGUGGCACAGAUCUGGGCAGUUAGAUAGAGCUUUGUGCCUGAGGUGAAGCCACACUGGGGUGAAGCCUCACUUCCCUGUUUGAGUGAUGCAGUGCCUGCUGCCCAAGUGCGUGAAGGUACAGCCAUUCAGAUAAGCAGAACUAUUGAGUUACAUAAAGAAAAUAGAUUUGCAUUUGUCAGGCAGACGUUUAUACAACACCACGGUGCUUUUAUACAUUGUGCUUGUUUUAAUAAAACUGAAAUUCUAGCUGUGGCCUA
Molecule: messenger RNA, 3130 nt
Organism: Nomascus leucogenys (northern white-cheeked gibbon)
Lineage: Eukaryota; Metazoa; Chordata; Mammalia; Primates; Hylobatidae
Gene: MKNK1
Product: MAPK interacting serine/threonine kinase 1
Exons: 13
Coding region: 695-1951 (418 amino acids)
Biological process (GO): peptidyl-serine phosphorylation; intracellular signal transduction; protein autophosphorylation
Cellular component (GO): nucleus; cytoplasm
Molecular function (GO): ATP binding; calcium/calmodulin-dependent protein kinase activity; calcium-dependent protein serine/threonine kinase activity
Source: RefSeq, a predicted model, not a curated record